Messenger RNA from Daldinia decipiens, 853 nucleotides. Its product is annotated as ribosomal protein L37ae. Gene Ontology annotation, biological process: translation. NCBI's taxonomy places the organism in Eukaryota, Fungi, Ascomycota, Sordariomycetes, Xylariales, Hypoxylaceae. The coding region runs from base 458 to 736 and encodes 92 amino acids. Gene Ontology annotation, cellular component: ribosome. The transcript has 3 exons. Gene Ontology annotation, molecular function: structural constituent of ribosome. The record is from RefSeq and is a predicted model, not a curated record.
UCUCUGCCUUAUUACAUGUAUGUAGACUCUUAUGUACCUAGGUAGAUGAGCCAAUGAGCUGGAUAAAUUUUGGUCCGUGCUUAAAUUCGUGCUUAAGCGAAUCGGAACAUUUUUAGUAUGCUCCGUUUACUUGGUUAGUCAUUUAAGUCACCUGACCCAACUAUCUUAUCACAACCUCCCAACCCCUCCUAUCUCCUAUGUUGUUUUCUUUCCCCUUUUAGCGCACUUGCCUAAAGUGGUCCAAGCUUCUUAAUCUUUUUGUUCGCUUAGACCCUAGUCUGGACCACCACCAGCCGUACUUUCUCACAAAAUCAAAAAUUCUAAGCUAGCAGCCCACUCAGUAAUCCAACCUGGAAUUUGACUGAGGAAAUUUCCAAUUUAGACCACAACUGAAAAACAUCCAACCCUUCUAUCGUCAUCCGCACUUCACGAACAAACCUCACAUCCCUCAGACAAAAUGACGAAGCGCACAAAGAAGGUCGGUGUUACCGGAAAGUACGGUACCAGAUACGGUGCCUCGCUCCGAAAGCAGGUCAAGAAGAUGGAAAUCACCCAGCACGCCAAGUACACCUGCACAUUCUGCGGCAAGACCUCCGUCAAGCGCCACUCCGUCGGUAUCUGGGACUGCAAGUCGUGUGGAAAGACUGUUGCCGGAGGAGCCUACACUGUCUCGACCGCUGCUGCGGCUGCCAUGCGAUCAACGCUGCGAAGAUUGAGGGAGAUCCAGGAGGUUUAGACGUGAUGCGAGGGGGGACGGCUAUUUUCUUUGCAUUUGGCUUCGGUGUACGGGAACACGGAAUUUUCUACGCAAACCAUGAAGGGUCAUGACGACGAUCGAUGAAUUCCCUUAGUA